AUGGUACUGGAUGAGACCUGUGUACUGGACACACUGGAUAGACUGGAACUCAGGCUCAGUGAAGUUGAUGAUGCUUGGCUUGAAAAUAUUGGCGACGAGGAACUGGUGAUGACGGAGGAAAUGCUACUCAAUGAGCUUGACACUGUAGACACAGAGCUCGACGAGCUUAACGGCAGGGAUGAUAUACUGCUAGAAGAGCUGGAGCCCGAUGAGCUUGAAGAGCCAAGACUUGAACUCUGUAUGGCACUGGAUCUGGAGAUACUUGAACUCAGCGAUGAGCUGAUACUUGUCGAUACGGAUGAAACAGAAGAUAGCUCGCUAGAGAUACCGGAACUGGAUGAAAUCGACGCCACGCUGCUUGAAUAUGAACUUGGAACGGCGCUGCUGGAUGAAAAGACCGAACUGGAGGUCGAACUACUGGAAGAGCUAGAUGAACUUGGAACGGCGCUGCUUGAUGAAAAGACCGAACUGGAGGUUGAACUGCUGCCAAAACUUGAUGUACUUUCAAUGCUGCUGCUUGAAAGGCUCGAUGCUGAGGUCUUUGAUGAAGACUGGAUUGGGCUUGAUGUACUCGAAGAAACGGUCGAGGACUGCAAAGAUGAAAUCGAGGAUGUUUGA
This is a messenger RNA of Xylona heveae TC161, 618 nucleotides long. RefSeq lists its product as hypothetical. The transcript is spliced from 2 exons. The record is from RefSeq and is a predicted model, not a curated record. Bases 1 to 618 code for a protein of 205 amino acids. NCBI's taxonomy places the organism in Eukaryota, Fungi, Ascomycota, Xylonomycetes, Xylonales, Xylonaceae.